UUACCCAGCAGCCCCCUCUCCCGUCACUUUAAACAUGUAGACAACAUACGCUUGAAAAUAACUGACUCAGCUGUGCUGCUAUUAAAAGAGCUCAAAUCCCAAAGUAUUGCUGUGGCCCGUCCGGCUGUCCCGUGGUCGUGGUCGUCGUGGUCGUCGGAGGAGCUCAGUGAACGAGCUGCUGAGGCUCUUCAGGAGAGGAAUAAAUCCAGAUCACCUGCAGACGCAGACAUCCUGCAGGAGAUGGACCCGGUCUGGACCACCACCGUCCUCCUGGUACCUUGUGUCGUCGUGCUGACGGCUGGAUUCUUCUACCUGUACAGCGCCGUCAUCGGCCUGCUGUCCAAAACCUCCGUACGCAACAAGGUGGUGGUUAUAACCGACGCUCUAUCGGGGCUCGGGAAAGAAUGUGCAGGAGUGUUUCACAAAGGAGGCGCGAGGCUGAUCCUCUGCGGGAAAUGUUGGGACAAACUGCAGGAACUUGCAGAUGAUCUGGCGAACGCCUCGGACCCGACCGUGACGUUUCCCCCUAAACUGGUGCUGCUGGACUUCGGGGACAUGGACAGCAUGCCCGAGGCGGUGGAGGAGAUCCUGGAGUGUUACGGCUGCCUGGACAUCCUCAUCCUCAACAGCAGCAUGAAGCUCAGAGCGCCGGCACAGACGGUGUCUCUGGAGACCGACAGGCUGAUGAUGGACAACAACUACUUCGGACCGGCCACGCUGGCCAAAGGUGUGCUGCCCACCAUGAUCUCCAGGAGGACCGGUCACCUGAUCCUCGUCAACAGCAUUCAGGGGAAACUGGCGGUGCCGUUUCGCACCACAUACGCAGCCUCUAAACACGCUGUUCAGGCUUUCUUCGACUCCCUGAGAGCUGAAGUGGAAGAAUACGGCAUCUCCGUCAGCACCAUCAACCACACCUUCAUCAGCCCGUCGUCGUCUUCGUCACCUGAGGCGUCCUCGUCCAGAUCCCUCUGGUCCCUGUUGUACACUCAGAAGCCACUCGGUGUUUCUCCGGACGAGGCAGCGACUGAGAUCGUGAAGACUCUGAACAACAAGAGGAAAGAGGUUGUAAUCGCUCCCUCGCUCCCCAAGGUGGCGCUCUACGCCAGGUCCUUCUUCCCCAACGUCUUCUUCGCUGUGAUGGCGGCCGGAGUGAACAACGCCGCCGCCUGCGAGGACAUGUAGAGCUGCGGAGGGAUGGAAACCACAGAGAAAGAUGUUUUAUUAGGAAUAAACCAGCUGAGAUCUUGGUUUAAAAUACACAAAUACCGUAAAAAAAACUUCUAAUAAGACGCCUCGACUUUUAUUUAAAGUUUUACGGUAGACGCAAAAAAAGGAUAUAAUUUAAUUUGAUUUAAUUUAAUUAAAACCAACAAAAAGAGCAUGACAAUGGAUCAAUCACUGAUAGUUUAGAGUGAAAGUGUUCAGUAAUAGAAUAAUAAGCACUACAGUAUGAAGCUGUUAUUAAAUACAGUUGAUCCUAAAAUAAGAAGACAGAAUAUUUAAAAGGUAAAUUAAAGCUUUACAUGUUCUUCAGUGCAGGAAAUAUUAAAAAUAACAUGUUUUAUCCAGUUUUAGACUUUUAGUCGGACUGCAUUUGAACUUUAAUGUUAAUGAAAUGAUUUUUUAAUAAUGUGUUCAGAGCAAAGUUUCUCCCUCAGAAAGAAUUAAUUUCUGUUUAUUUUACAACAUAAACUGAUCACCUGAGUAAUGUGGCAGUUAUAAAGACAAUGUUUUAUCUGUUCUUGUAUUUGUGGACAUUGAGAAAACAAAUAAAAGUGUUUAUGUGUCAUGAAAAAGUCUUUUAUUUUGACAGCAGCCCCACGUACACAGAAAGAUUAUAACAUUAUACAUAAUUUACAUAAUGUACGGAAGUUAUUAUUUUAUUAUUAUAACAUUUUACUAUCCACUCCAUUUGUUGUGCUGAGUGUUUUCCUAACGAGGAUCUUAAUAAACAAAUAUAAAACAAC
Messenger RNA from Dicentrarchus labrax (European seabass), 1967 nucleotides. RefSeq names its product dehydrogenase/reductase SDR family member 7C-B. Bases 241 to 1182 code for a protein of 313 amino acids. Gene Ontology annotation, molecular function: all-trans-retinol dehydrogenase (NAD+) activity. The transcript is spliced from 7 exons. NCBI's taxonomy places the organism in Eukaryota, Metazoa, Chordata, Actinopteri, Moronidae. The record is from RefSeq and is a predicted model, not a curated record. Gene Ontology annotation, cellular component: sarcoplasmic reticulum membrane. Gene Ontology annotation, biological process: regulation of release of sequestered calcium ion into cytosol by sarcoplasmic reticulum.